AUGUCGCAACCAUGGGACUAUAUAGCGAAAAUCGUCUCCCUAGGUGACUCCGGCAGCGGAAAGAGCAGUCUCACCGUCCGCCUCUGCGAAGGCCGCUUCUCCCCUCACCACGAUGUAACCAUCGGCGUUGAGUUCGGCUCGCGCAUCGUCCCCGUCGGCCCACCCGCCUCCUUAGCCCUCAACAUCAACAACCCCUCCAAGUCCGCUUCCGCCUCGAAUCCCGACUCCCUACCCCCUCCGCCGACACGGCAGCCGCCGCAGAAGCACAUGAAGCUCAGCCUCUGGGACACGGCGGGCCAAGAAACCUACAAGAGCAUCACACGGAGCUACUUCCGCGGCGCGAGCGGCGCAUUACUCGUCUUCGACAUCACGCGACGCUCCACGUUCCUGAACGCGACGAGCUGGCUGCACGACCUGCGGCAGAUAGCGGAAGAAGGCAUCGUGAUUGUCCUCGUGGGCAACAAGUCCGACCUCGCUCCCGCGAGCACGGUGACGGGCGCGGGCCGGGAGGAGCAGAACAAGCGGCAGGUCACUAAGGAGGAGGCGGAGGAGUGGUGUAGGCAAAACAACGUCAUGCAGUAUGUCGAGACGUCUGCGAAGUCUGGGGAGGGUGUUGAAAGGGCGUUCUUGGAGGUUGCGGAGAGGAUAUAUCAGAAUAUUGAGGCGGGGAGGUAUGAUCUGAACGAUCGGAGAAGCGGUGUAAAGGGGCCGGGUGCGGGUGGAGGUAAUACGGCGAGGACGGUGAAUCUGGGGAUGAACGAUGCCGCUGCGGCCGGGAGGAGAGGGCAAGCUGCUGGUGGGUGCUGUUGA
This is a messenger RNA of Coniosporium apollinis CBS 100218, 810 nucleotides long. RefSeq lists its product as uncharacterized. NCBI's taxonomy places the organism in Eukaryota, Fungi, Ascomycota, Dothideomycetes. The transcript has 2 exons. Gene Ontology annotation, biological process: regulation of endocytosis. Gene Ontology annotation, molecular function: GTP binding; GTPase activity. The coding region runs from base 1 to 810 and encodes 269 amino acids. The record is from RefSeq and is a predicted model, not a curated record. Gene Ontology annotation, cellular component: endosome.